This is a messenger RNA of Purpureocillium takamizusanense, 1008 nucleotides long. It is a transcript of the gene NIT2, whose product is annotated as Beta-ureidopropionase. NCBI's taxonomy places the organism in Eukaryota, Fungi, Ascomycota, Sordariomycetes, Hypocreales, Ophiocordycipitaceae. Bases 94 to 1008 code for a protein of 304 amino acids. The record is from RefSeq and is a predicted model, not a curated record. The transcript is spliced from 4 exons. Gene Ontology annotation, molecular function: hydrolase activity, acting on carbon-nitrogen (but not peptide) bonds, in linear amides.
ACCCUCGAUGCGCACUCAGGCUCAUUUCCGUGGCUCAACUCACCCUAAAAAAGCCAACUUAGACCAGAGAAAUCUUUGCAUCCCGAAAACGCCAUGGCAGUGCUCGCUGCCGUUGGGCAGAUCUGCGCGACGGGAUCCCUCAAAGCAAACCUAGACCAGUGUGUGAGGCUCGUCAACAAGGCCGCCAUCGGCGGGGCAAAGAUACUGUUCCUGCCAGAGGCUUCAGACUACAUCGCGCCCGACGCCCAGACCUCGCUGGAGCUUGCGGUGCCGCAGUCGACGUCGCCGUUCGUCCUGGGUUUACGUGCCGCGGCGAAGCAGCACUCGAUCGCGGUCCACGUGGGCAUCCAUCAUCCUUUAGAAACGACAACGGGCGGACCGGUCCGAAAGCUGCUCAAUCGUGCGUUAUACAUCAACGCAGACGGCGCCAUUGUCGAGGCGGCGACGUACGACAAGCUUCACGUGUUUGAUUACGGGUCUCUCAAAGAGAGCAACACGGUGCAGCCGGGGACGAGGCUCACGCCUCCGUUCGAGUCACCGGUGGGCAGGAUAGGCAGUCUCAUAUGCUUCGACGUGCGGUUCCCCGAAACGGCCAUCGCCCUGGCGCAGCCGGGCAAGUCAAGUCGAUGGUUCAGUCGCCCCGCACAGAUCUUGACGUACCCCAGCGCGUUUACGAUCCGCACCGGCGAGGCACAUUGGGAGACGUUGCUCCGGGCGCGGGCCAUUGAGACAGAGAGCUGGGUGGUCGCCGCCGCGCAGGUCGGGCAGCACAACGAGAAGCGAGCGAGCUACGGACGGAGCAUGGUCGUGGACCCGUGGGGCACCGUGAGACUGCGGCUCAAGGGCGUGGUGGACGCCCGCGGGGAGGCGGAGGAGGGGGCCGUGGGGGAGAUUGGGUUCGUGGAGAUGGACAUGGACGUGGCGGGCCGAGUGAGGGAGAGCAUGCCGCUGCAGAGGCGAACGGACGUGUACCCCGAGUUGCCCGGACGGGCGGACGGCGCGGACUGA